AUGUCAGUACGUUUAUGGAAGGCUGCCUAUGACACAUAUCUAGAGCCCUUUGCUCACCAUGUUAACGCGACAAUCAGUCGUCAUUCUGUUUUUGCUCCGCUUGUUAAAGAUGCAAAUACUGAUAGUAUCCUCCUCGUGGCUGCGAUUGGGUUGGUCGUUGGCGGGAUGUUUUUAUACAUGUUGAGGAAUCUUGCUUACCCUAGACUGAAACCAAAUGAACCUCCCAUGGUCCCAUAUUGGAUUCCUGUAUUCGGGUCUGCUCUUUGGUUGGGCAUAGACCCAUUCGGUUUCUAUGCAAAAUGUCAAAAAGAGUAUGGAGAUUACUAUCAAUUUCUAUUACUCGGGAAAAAAAUGGUCACUUGUCUUGGUAGCGAAGGCAACAAUUUUGUAUUUAACGCGAAACUGGCCGACGCGUCUGCCGAAGACGCAUAUAAAUCAUUGACAGUACCGGUAUUCGGGAAAGGAGUUGUGUACGAUGUGGAAAAUUCAGUACUGAUGGAACAAAAGAAAUUCGUCAAAGCUGGAUUGUCAAAUGAAAGAUUAGAAGCAUAUGCUUCUUUGCUUGUCAAAGAGACAACAGAUUAUUUUGCUCGGUGGGAUAAACAGUCUGGUGUUGAGGAUAUAUAUAAAGCAUCUUCUGAACUCACAAUUUUGACUGCGUCUCGAUGUUUAUUGGGCGAAGAAGUUCGAUCAAAAAUGAAUGAAUCAUUCGCACAAAUUUUUCAUGAUCUCGAUGGAGGCUUCGCCCCAAUUAACUUUGUUUUUGAAGACCUUCCCAUACCAGCAAACAAAUUACGCGACAAGGCCCACAUAAAAAUGCGAAAUUUCUUUCUGAAUAUCAUGGAAUCGCGUCGAGUGUCGGGGAUGGAUGACGAACGCACUGACAUCAUGUCCUAUCUAAUGAAACAAUGUCAUUAUAAAAAUGGCAGACGUCUCCCCGAUGUCGAAGUAGCGCAUAUAAUGAUUGCUUUACUAUUGGCCGGGCAACACACAAGUUCGACGACCUCAGCAUGGGCAUUCAUAUUUCUCGCACAAAACCCGCAUCUAUUCGAGAAACUACGAGAAGAACAAAUCAAGGUUCUCGGGUCUUUAGAUGCCCCACUCACCUUGGAAACAGUGAAAAAACUGUUGUUGCUUGAUAGCAUUGUUCGUGAAACGCUUCGACUUCGACCCCCGAUCACGAAUAUGAUGCGGAAAGCUAAUCGUGAUAUCCCGAUACCAAAUACCAAUUAUGUGGUUCCGAAAGGCUCUUAUAUUCAGGCGGUGCCAGUUAUGAGUCAAAGAGCCGAUCAGUAUUUCGAUGAUCCUGAGAAAUUUUUGCCGUCACGAUGGGAAAAGUUUGAUAAAGAUGUAAAAGUCACGGAUGAUGAUAUUGUUGAUUAUGGAUGGGGUGCGAUGCAUACCACUUCGGCAAAGUCACCUUAUCUUCCAUUUGGAGCUGGUCGUCAUCGAUGCAUUGGUGAACCAUUUGCUUUUCUACAAAUAAAAACCAUUAUUGCCACUUUUGUACGUACAUAUGAUCUUAAACUACAUAAUGACAAAUUUCCCGAUUCCGAUUAUACUACAUUAAUUCCACAACCGAUCAAACCAAUGAAAUUCAAACACCCCGGAACAUCAUCCUCAGCAAGUCGUUCUGUUCCACAGAAACGACGCACAUCCGGUGAUAAAAUACCAUUAGGUAACGAGAAGCGAGGCAAAUUUGAGACUGUUACUGUAGUUAGUCGUGGAGGAAAUAGCAACAGUCCAACAGACCUCAGAAGGGAUGCGAUUAGAUACAAGGAAGCAGCAGACAACAAUCGCACCACAUUACUUGUUCAUCGGGAUUAUGGAUCUGUUGAUGGGUCUUAUAAUUCACCUAUUGUUAUUGAACCGAGACGUCAAGAGCAACCCACUUCACUGGAAAUACCUUUGGGUGGUAAUUCUUUACCAACUCAUGUUACUCACGAGAAGAUGAAAUCUGGCGUUCGAGAGGUGAAAACUCGCAAACAGAUUUACAAUAAUCAUCCUAGACAAGAACAUUUUAAAGCUACGACAUCUGCUACUACCAUUGCUUCUUGCUAUAGUAGUAGUAAUCAUUUUAAUAUGAAUCAUGAUGAGUGUAAUAAUGUUAGAAUAAUUGUAAUUAGUGAUGAUGACGACGAAGAAAGUGACCAAUUGAACACCAAAAAUAGUAAGUCGAUUCAGAAGAAACCGAUCCAAAAGAAAAAGGACAAUCUUCAUAAUAUUAAUAGUAAUUAUAGUAAUAACAGUAGUAAUCAAAGAGAUCUCAGAUUCAAUCAUGGAAAUUCAACACCGAAUUCAAACUUCGCGAUAAAAUUGAGUGAGGUUGAAGAUAAUGAUUUUAGUGAUCUUGAUGAUGAGGAACCGGAAGUGGGAUUUGUUAGUUCAGAUCCAUAUCAUGAUAUUAUUGCUUUUCCCAUAUCAAAAGAUAUCUCGGUGGAAACUAUCAUUGAAGAUAUUGUUUUUGAAUGUGAAUUACAUAGUCAAUCAAUUCAAUCUGAGAUGAAGGAACGGACAAAAAAUGAACAUGAAUUGCCGAUUCAAUCAGACACAAAAGAAUUCGCAAAUAACGAAAAGAAAUUCAAAAAGGAACUAAAGAGCCUUCCAACAAGACACAUGUCAACAAUCGCAACACGGAUAAGUCUGGAUCAACUUGAGUUCGUAAAGUCAAUUCACGACAGCAGUGGCGACGUACUGGAAAUCUCUUUCAAUGAUAAAGAUCGACCAAAGCUUGCAAUUGCAUGUGUAGCCAAUGAAGAUCCAACUUACAACACCAUAGGAAAUUUAAAAUAUUGGGAUAUCCUCAACUCAAAGAUAUAUUCAUUGGGCGGUCACAAUAUACAACCAAAUUUGAGGAGCCAAGAAUCACAGAAAAUCUACAAAACGGUGACCGAUGUCAAAUUCGUAGCUGACGGUGAUAUGAUGAUCUCGGUAUCGAUUGACAGAACUGUCAAAUUAUGGGAUACAAAAAAUCGCCCUGGUGAUUUAUUGCACACAUAUACUUGUAAUAGUCAAAUAAAUCGAUUAGUAAUUGAUAAUUCCCUGGGAUCUAACGAUGAGUUAUUUGCCACUUGUGAAAACGAAGGAAUCGUCUCACUUUUUAGGAUAUGUGAAGACGAGGAUUAUUCAAUCGAUGAUGUGACGUCAUUUAUAAAUACAGAGUCUAGAGAUCGAGUGGCAAGCGAUCUCGUAUUUGGCCGGAAACGAUCUGCUAAUAAACUGAUCGUUGGGUAUUAUGGGAAAUGUGGCUAUGGAGAAGGCGUAAUUCAAAUGUGGGACAUUGAAUCAAGUGCUAUUCUCUCAAAAAUAAAAAUUAAACAAAGUGUGUCAUGUGUUGCGAUCUCAAAUUGUGGCAAAUUUGGCGCAUGUGCAACUACCGGUGGAUCAAAGAAAAACGGGAAAAAAACAAUAGCAGAAAAAGGUGAUCGGAUGCUGUACCUUUUCGACCCACGUGCAAGCGAAGUUUUCGCCAGAGGAGAAACCAACGAAGAGGACGCAAACCUAGUCACUUUCUCCCCGUCCGGAAAUUUCGUUGGUGUUGGUGGAAUGAGCAAUCAGGUUACCAUCUUUGAUAUCCGUCAAAUGAAUCGACAUCUACACCUCCUCAAACAUAAGCAUAAAUCCAAUUAUAAUAAUUAUGAUGACCGCGAGGGGGUGAACUCAGUGGCUUGGAGCUCUGGUAACGUCAUUAUGACUGGUGGGGCGGACUCAUGUGUACGUGGUUGGGAUCUAAGACUCGGAGAACAUUCUCCCUUGAUCAAGAAUUUUGCGAAUCACGAUAGCCCAAUAAUGGCUAUUAAUUUAUCCUCCGAUAAUAGAUUUAUGAAUGUUGGGGUUGCUACUGGUCGUACUUAUUUGUAUUCAAGUGAUUACGACACAUUGGAGAUGUAUAAAGAUCGAGGUGAUGAGGCGCUUACUGUUCUGAAAUUUGAUGAUCACUAA
Messenger RNA from Ambispora gerdemannii, 3942 nucleotides. The record is from the annotation of a GenBank genome assembly. NCBI's taxonomy places the organism in Eukaryota, Fungi, Glomeromycota, Glomeromycetes, Archaeosporales, Ambisporaceae.